AUGGAUCCCUCCACAUCUCAACUCAAUCCAAAUCCCAAAACUUCGCAGGAUAUACCAGGACCACAGUGGGACACACCCGAUGGGAAACUUCCAUCUAGACUGUUUGCAACGGGAAGAUACCCUGUUGCAAGUCUAAACUUAUACGCAAAGCUGGAACAUCUGACCUUUCUCCACCACCAUUUGAAAGAUAGUCCAGUCUUCGAUCAGAUCAGGAAAUCUUGCUUUGGGAAACUUUUCGAUAUACCCUCCCCGCGAUGUCCCACUUCUGGCAAAUUGAUACAUCAAUUAAUCACUAGACAACUACUCACGAAGCAAAAACACGAGAUGUGGAUGGUGUUCGGUGGUCAGCCUUUCAGAUUCGGUCUCCCGGAGUUUGAAGCCAUUACGGGACUCCCUUGCGGGGAGUUUGAAGAGGACUGCAUUGAAGAAGUCUCACCACCUCUUGGAACCGACAUUGACGCCACAUGGAGAGAGAUUGUCUCAGAUAAUCCAAACACUACCAUCGACGAUAUCGCCACCUUAUUCAAAAAACCAGAGGAAAUGGAGUCAAUGACAGACGAUCGGAAAUUUAAACUAGCUCUCAUUAUCAUCGUAGAUGGUGUCCUCCUGACCAAACACCAGUUCCCUAAGCCCACAGCCAGAUAUGUGACGAUGCUAUCCGACGUCCAAACAUUCCUUCAAUACCCGUGGGGCCGUGAAUCCUUCAAAGCGACCAUAGAGACGCUGCGCCCAGCUCCCAAAGGGAAAAAAAAUCAGAUAGACCCUAUAAUCAAAUUCCGGCAAAAACUACAAAGUGGGACAAUGCGUCUCCAGGGAUUCCCUAUUGCACUUCAGUUACUGGCAUUCAAAUCCAUUCCAAUCCUUAAGGAAUCGCUUCAAAGCUCUUCCGAAGAACACACUCUUCUUCACAUACCAGGCGAAGAAAUUGCCACUCACGCUGGACUUAAGCUCAAACAUGUUCUCCUCGCCGAGACACAUCAAUCGGUACGUGUUCUUCUCUGUGAGUACACCUUUUGUUGUGUUUGCCCAUACUACCACUAA
This is a messenger RNA of Microthlaspi erraticum, 1041 nucleotides long. NCBI's taxonomy places the organism in Eukaryota, Viridiplantae, Streptophyta, Magnoliopsida, Brassicales, Brassicaceae. The record is from the annotation of a GenBank genome assembly.